Scaptodrosophila lebanonensis is the source of this 11625-nucleotide messenger RNA. RefSeq lists its product as uncharacterized. Bases 343 to 11367 code for a protein of 3674 amino acids. Lineage: Eukaryota; Metazoa; Arthropoda; Insecta; Diptera; Drosophilidae. The transcript has 19 exons. The record is from RefSeq and is a predicted model, not a curated record. Gene Ontology annotation, molecular function: protein binding.
UCCGGUUGUUUGGCAAGCGGCGCGCGCGUCUUAAAAUCUCUUUCGCUCUCCCCAUCGUUCAGCAGUUGCCAAUUUUUUGAAAGUUCAAACGAAACGAAUGCGCGCACGUAGCAAUAAACAAAAGAAGAAAAAUCGCGAAAUAGCUAAAGAAAGAGAUUAAAACGCCCACGCAAAACCAACAAAAAUUUCAAAUAAAACACAAAAAAGAGUGGAAGAAACACAUAAAGCUACAACCGACAACAUCAGCAACAACAACUGCGCGACAGCAACACUCAACAUACAUCACUCAUACACACACACACACACACACACACACAAAUACACACUACUGCUCUGUCCAACAUGGAACGCCGACAAACGCUAGACUCAUCGAUGUCUUCACUGUACUCCGGCUCGAAUGUCUCUCAAACACCCUCGCGCACCCACCAAGAACAACAACAACAACAGCAACAGCAACAAGACGCUUUCAAUUAUUCAGCAACAAUGUCAUCAUCAGCGGCCGGCUCGCCAACGCCAAGCCAGAGCGGAUUGCAGUCACAGGCUCUGCCGCCGGCCUCCCCAUCGCCACAUCCUCAUCAUCCUCAUCACCAUCAUCAUCAGCAGCUUCAUCAUCACGCAGCUGCUGGCUCUGAGCAUAGCAGCGCCAGUGGCAGUGGCAGCAGCGGCCGCAUGCGCGCCACAACCAUCGGAACAGUCGUGGUGAGAUGUGGACCCAUACAGCUGGUGAUAGCGCUGUUGCAAAGUCCCGAGAAAAUUUACAUCAAAGUGGUGGAGCUCGAACCCAAAAUCACAGAACUAGGCGCCAAUCUUGAUGAGUCGUUGCGCAUGCAAAGAGAUCACGAUGAGACGCUGCGCAAUCUACAGAACCUGCCCGGUCCCAUGGACGAAUUUGUACUGAAGGCCGACAAACUGUUGGCCAGUAAACGCAUCAGUUCCGAACUAGUCAACGCCAUGGCCGACACACUGAACAUCAUCUGGCAGGACAUACUAAAUCUUCUGCAGGAUCGCCAGCAUUUACUGCUGUUGUGCACACAAUUUCACGACAAGAUGACACAGUGUUUCCGUCGCAUGGACCAGCUGGAGGUGGCCUGCAGCGACACCAUGCUGCCCAUUGAGGUGGGCGGCGUGCAAGAGUUCCUCAACAAGUUCAAGCAGUUGCGCAUCGAUAUGCUAACCGGCGUAAUGGCGGCUCUGAAGGACGGCAAUGAGUUGCUCGCGCAGCUGCAGGAGCUGGAGAAUCUGGAAACGCUGGACACACGACCGGAGCACAUCAAACGCGAUGCCACACGUGCUGUUCAUCAGGUGCAGCAAUGGUUAGAGGCAUUGCAUGAUCGUCGCAAUGCUUUGGAGCUGGCCUGGCAGACACGCAAAACCCAAUUGGAGCAAUGUCUGGCAUUGGCGUUGCUGGGACGAGAACUAAUAGAGCUAGAGGAGGCGCUCAGAAUACAACGCAACGAGGUUAGCAACAUGUUCAGUCUGGGCGAAUGCGAGCACUCGGCAAAGAGCACGUUGCUGAAUUAUCGGGAAUGGAAACAGCAGGCGUUGCUGCUACGGGAUCGUGCGCUGAAGAUCACGCGAGCCAAGGAAAAGGUGCAGGCCGCUGGCACGUUUGCUGGGGAUGAGGCAUGCGCUCGUGCCUAUGCUGUACUCAGUGCGUGUACGGAGCACUUGGAUUUGAUUGAUCAACGCGAACACUGGCUACAACAAUCACGUGAGUUCUUCGACAAAGCCGAGCACACAUUGGCGGUCCUGGAGAAGCUGGAAGUGGAGUUGUCGAGCGUCAAAUUACCGCCCAACACGCCCGAAAGUUUUGCCAUGUACGCCAAGGUAGCACGCGAUGUGCGCAACUUUACCGAAGAGCCGCUGCGUCUGGGCUAUGGCAUACUCGACGAGGUGGGACGCACCCAGCAGGAGACACAGGGCAUCAAGCGUGUGCUGGAUGAGCUCGAAAAUCGCAAGGCCUAUAUUGAGGGCAUAUGUGCGCACAGCAAUGCUGAUCAGCAAAGGGUCCAGCAGGCACUUAGCGAGUUCCUCUCACAGCACAACGAACUGCUCGCCUGGCUGCGCGCCUCCGGGCAACUACAGCUCCAACAGAUCGUCGAUAUGGGUCGCAAUCUGCAGCAGAGCAAGCAGUUCUUGCUGCAGCAUCACGAACUUAUGCAGGAUCUGGAGAUUAAGGGCGAGCUCAUUAACUUGCUGUUGGAGUCGAUUAAGGUGCACUUGGAAUCGCUGAGUCCACAACAGCGUUACGAUGUUGACUCCAAGGCUGAGGCGUUGCACAAACAUUGGAUCGAAUUGAAGGAUUUGGUGCUGAAACGUGUCGAUUAUGUUUCACUGCUCAUUGAGUUCUUUGAGCAGGCCAAUGAGCUCUCUAGUCAGCUGGACAAUAUGCAGCGCCAAUUGCUGCAGACGCCCGAUGAGCACAAACUACAGUUCCUGCAGGCCACCUGGUCCAAUAUUGGUAGCAGCUACAGCGAGCUCAAAGCACGUGGCCAGCGCUUCAUCAAUCUAAAAAUUGUGGAUCCAUAUCUCGAGACGAAAUCCUCAACGCAGGCAGUGGAAGAUAUACUGAACGACUUCAGUAAGCGGCAGAUCGACGUGACGAGCAGUUUGGAAAAUUGGACAACAACUAUAGCGGAGAAGCGCGAAGUAGAAUAUCUAUUGGAGAAAGUCAUGAGCGAUAACGAGGAGACUGUGGCCAAGACCACUCAAGUGGACACACAGCUUUAUCCGGUCUUCAGCUCGCCUAGUGUGGAUGCCAAACAAUUGUUGACCAUCACACGAGACAAGCUGUCACACGUCACACAGGAUAUAGAACGGGCUCAGGAUGAAAUACAACAACGUAUUCAAACCACACUGAGCAUACAGACCAAGGAUCAGCAGUCGCUGGCCAAGAUCGAGCAGGUCAUUAACAAUUUGCGCAUGCUGAAGGCAAAACUCGAUGGCAUCAAGUACGACUAUCGCACUCUCAUCGAGAGCGUACUGCAAUUUCUGGAGAAUAUUGUGCAGUUGCGUCGUGAGAUCGAUGCCUAUUUUGCACAGCAGCAGCAGCAACCGGCUAGUUCGGGUGUGGAGCGCACAAUAGCCGAGCAUGAGAAAUUCCGCGAUCAGUGCAUGGAUAAAUUUAGAUCGUUAAUCACACAAUCCGAGCUGCUGAUCGAUCGUGUGCGCGUACUGGAGCCGCCGGGUGCACGAGAAAUCGAUACGGAUCGCAUAUUGAAACUCUUGGAGAAUCUGCGCAUUCACUUCGAAUCGAAUAACAGCACCAGAAUGUCGACGCUGGAGCGCCUCGAAAAGAUCGAGCUGUUCCGCAGCGAUCUGGACGAUAUUAAUCGUAGUCUGGAUAGUGUUAGCAAGCAGCUUUACGAGAUCAAUGGACAGAGCGUCGAUAGUUUGGCCGCUGCCAAGACAACGUCGCUGGCAUUCGAGUAUUUUGAACGUACCAUAGAGUUGCUCGAGAAACGUAUUGAGAAAUUCACAGAGUCCACAAGUCAACAGCUGCUAAUUAGUAAUCCCGAAAGCGAAUCCUACGUAAAAGAUGAGCUGCGCAAGCUCAACGACAAAUGGCAAAGCUUCAAGGACCAAGUGAAGCAAAAACGAAAGAGCCUCAAUCAGGCAACCGAGUUCUUCGAAAUGGUAGAAAAGAUUGAUGCCGAAUACCGCGAGAUAAGUUACUUCUACAACAGCGUGUCCGGCAAGGUUCCCUAUCUACGCGAUCCGGUUGAAGCGUCCAAUUUAGUCAACGAUAUUGAAAAAUAUGUGGCCAAUCGCGAAGGACCACUUCGUGCCAAACUAGACAAUGCAUCGCACUGCGCUCACGACAUGAACAAAGUCUCCUCUCUCUACAACGAAGUCAUGACCAUUUUCCAAUCCUUCAUCAAGCUCAAGUCGGAUAUCAAUAUUGUGCAGGAUCGUCUCAAGAACGAAGAACGACAGCGUGAGCAGCGUGAACGUGAAGCGCGUGAGCAGGCAGAGCGUGAGCAAUCGUUGCGUGAGGCGGAAGCUAGAGAGCGGGCAGCUCGCGAAGAACAGGCACGGUUGGAGUCUCAACGCCAACAGGCGGCCAUUGAGCAGGCUCAGCGCGAACUGGCUGCUCGUGAGCUCUCACUGCGUGAGAAAGCUGUGCGCGAGGAGGAGGCACGACUUAACGCACUGCGAGAAGAAGAGAUGCGUAUACAAACUUUGCGUGAGCUUGCCAAAAGGGAAGAGGAGUCGCGUCUUCAGGCUAUACGCGACCAAGCCAAGCGUGAGGAGGAAGCACGACUUCAGGCACUCCGCGAACAGACGCAACGCGAGGAAAUUGCACGCUUGCAAACGUUACGCGAUCAGGUCGAUCAGCAGCGCAUUGUCACCGAAAACAUACGCAAAGACAUUCAGGUUAAUCAGAUCUUCACCGAGCUGCGCUACGCCUCUCCACUCUUUGUGCGUCCGCUCAAGGAUGCAGUCACGCGUGAGGGCGUUCAGUUUGUUUUCGAAUGCGAAGUCACGGGCACGCCAGAGCCCAGUGUGGAGUGGUUCAAGGAUGGCAUCUCCAUACAGAAUAAUGCCGACUAUAGGACAACAUUUGACAAAGGCAUCUGCCGUCUGCUCAUUGAGGAGACUUUUGCUGCAGACUCGGCUCGUUUCAGCUGCCGUGCCUCCAAUCUGGUGGGAACUUGCGACACAAAUGCCACGCUGGCUGUGCGCGAAAAUGCCGCUGAGAUACAACUCGUGCCACCGCGAAUUGUGCGUUUCCUGCAGAGUGGCAAAGCAACCGAGGGCAGCUCCUUCCAAUUCUCUUGCGUAGUCACUGGAAACCCACUACCAACCGUUCAGUGGUUCAAGAAUGACAAAUGCAUCGAUGAUUCACCGGAUUAUGUCAUCAGCUAUAACAAUGGCGAGGCUACAUUGCGAUUCGAGGAAGUCUUCCUCGAAGAUGAUGCUGUCUACACCUGUAGUGCCUCAAAUCCGGCGGGCAUUGAGCAUUGCUCGGCCAGUUUGAUUGUGGAACCCCUGGAACCCACGGAGCUACCCAGUUUCAAGGUACCACUAUCCAAUGCUAUGGCGCGUGUGGGCCAGAAAAUCAAACUGGAAGCCAUUGUGAGUGGCUUACCAUGCCCCGACAUCUAUUGGCUGCACAAUGGGAAGCCAUACCAGCCACGCGAAGGCAAAUACGAAUUUGGCCGCGUAACGCUGAUAAUCCCGCAAGCUUAUCCCAACGACGCCGGUGUCUACGUUUUGAGUGCAAAGAACUUGGCUGGCGAGGCGUACAGUACGUGCAACGUGAUUGUGAAAGGACGCCUCCCGAACGAGACGUCCGAUUCCGAAAUGGCCUCCGACAUCGAGCCCAUCAAGCCGGCAGUGCAUAUGCCACUAAAAGAUAUAUCCAUAUUCGAGGGUAAACCUGUGCGCCUGGACUGUGUGAUUGUCGGCCAGCCGGAGCCAGAGGUGAUUUGGUAUCACAAUGAGCGACCCGUCAAGGAAUCGGCCGAUGUGCAGUUACUGUUCCAAGGAGAUCGCUGUUCGCUGAUCAUACAGGAGGUCUAUCAGGAGGAUGCGGGCAACUACAAGGUGGUUGCCAUCAAUUCGGCUGGCGAAACAUCGAGCAGCUGUGAGCUCAAGGUCACGCCCCUCAACAUAGCCGAGCCAGCAACGCGCGCCCAAGCGGAACGCCAGUCCCUGCCCAAGGACUCACAACCGAAAUUCGAGCGCUUGCUGUCCGAUGUGCUGGUCGAUGAGGGAGAGCAGGUAGUGUUGGAGGUGCAGGCUAGUGGGGAUCAGCCGCUUAGUGCGCAAUGGUAUCUGACGAAUAAGGAGUUGCAGCUAAACGAUCGCGUCAUCACGCAGGCGGAUGCGCCAGCGGGCAUUUUCAAAUUGAUCCUCAACAAUGUGAGUGCCAAUGACAAGGGCGUGUAUACGGUUAAGGUAACGAAUCGUGCGGGCGACGCCAAAUGCUUCUCGCAUUUAAUAGUCAAGUCGGUGAAUGCGCCCGAGAAUCGACGCAGCAGCCAAUCCUCUGUGGAAAUUGUAGAGCGUCACAUGUGUCCCGAAUUCAAGGAGCUGUUCAGUGACAAGCAGGCACAUGUCGACGAUGUUGUGAAGUUCGAGUGCAUUGUCAAGGGCAAGCCUACGCCCAAGAUACACUGGUAUUUCAAUGAUCAGCCCGUGCAUGGGCACAACUUCCUUGUCUCGACAAGCGGUGAUCGCCAGGUGCUGACCAUUCAGAAGCUUUGUCAUGAUGCCGUCGGCAAGAUCAGCUGUGUGGCAGAGAAUGAGGCAGGAAAGGCCACUUGUGUGGCCUUCCUCAAUAUCAUAGGCAGCGGCAUUCCUGCAUCUAGCGACCUUCAAACUGUCACGCAAGAGCACAAUACCGAGUCCUCGCGGGUUACCAUCAAGAAGCAGACCUUUACGACCACCUCCACAUCACAGGUCAACUCAUAUGAGGGCAAUGCGCCCCAGACAGAGGUGCAUCUCUCCAGCGCCCAUAUUGAUCAAUCCCUAAAGCAGUUGGGCCAACAGCGACCCGAAAUUGUUGAGAGCCAUCAUUACCAGGAACUGCACAAGAGCAAAGAGAUGUCCACACCCAAUGUGCAGCAGAAAUCCUUUGUUCUAGUACAGUCUGCCAAUGGAGGGGCGGUUCCGGCUCUAACCAGCGGCCCCUCUGUUCCAAGUUCGCCUACGCGUCUGCGCAAGGAGAUUGCGCCAAGAUUUACGACACCCCUCACAGGAAAGAUUGUCGAUCAAGGCACAGAUGUCAGCAUGGAGGCCAUUUACGAUGGCUUUCCCUCUCCCGAAAUCAAGGUGGAGAAGAAUGGUUGCCAACUGUUCGAUGAUGCACACACCAAAAUAUCGAAUAAAUGCAACCGUGUGACCAUCGAACUGAAGCAAGUGGGUGUGGCAGAUGCUGGACGCUAUGCCGUCACCGCCUCCAAUUCUGUAGGACAAUCGACCAGCAGUGCCGAUCUUGUGGUGAAGAAGACUAUUUUCCCACCAGUCUUUGGACGUCGCCUGCAGGCCCAGGUGAGCAAGAAGGGCGAAAAGUUGAUCAUGGAGGUGGAAGUGACGGGCUUGCCCGAACCAACAGUCACUUGGCUGAAAGAUGAUAAGCCAUUGAAAGAUGCUGGCAUAUCAGAACAUCGCCUGCUGGCCAUGGGAAAUUCUUAUAAACUGAUCAUAGAAAAAGCUCAAACCACAGACUCUGGCAAGUAUAUGGUUAAGGCAACCAAUGCUGGUGGCGAGGCAAAGAGCAUUGCAGACUGCGCUAUUUUGGAGCCCUCCCCGGAACGCAUGCAGGAAGUGGUGAAGACCAUUGUGUACGAAACGCCCGGUGAAUUUAAAACUGAAACAAACUUCAACAAAGAGCCCCCAUCUUUCCAAACAAACCAAGCCGACGUAACCACUGCCAGCGAUUUGCAUGGCCUGUCCGAGUCGAAAGUAAUUACUGAGCAUCGUUGCACCACCGAGGCAACCAUGCGUCUAGAGCAUAAAUCGACCUAUCUAGAUUUGCCAGAGCUGAGCGCAAGACCAAAAACCCCAAUUACCACCACAAACAACAACAGCAACACCACUGCCACCCCGACCAUAGCCACCGGUAUGGAUCAGACCGACACACAGACCACAACACAGAGCGCCACAUAUAAAACAGGUGCCACACAAACACCACCACAAGUGCCGCCCAAGCCCUGCACACCUGUUGUUUCGUCGCCUUUCUGUCAGAGCCUAGCGCCCAUACAAAUGCAACCACUGCAACAACAACCGCCGCAGAUGCAAUCAUCCACAUCUACGUCCACAUCCCGAUACGAGAGCAGCACCAGUGAGCGUAAAUCAUCAUCAUCAUUUGAGUACUUCAAGAAAAUCGACAGCGAACAGAGCAAGAACUUCGAAACUAGCACCAACAAACGACCAACCCCGCAGGCUAUGAAACCGCUGGAGACUGUGGUGAAGCAACCGCAGGCCCACAGUUUGGCCGAGGAGUUGAGAAGCCUUAACAUAAUGCCGGGGCCGCCACCUGAAUUCUGUUACGUGCCCAAGACGGAGAAGCAGGCACCGAAGCCACCGCUAAUAAACGAGAAAAUCAAAAUACUGGAGGAAGUGCAGCCCAAAGACGUACCGCCACAGGGAGGAGUGCCUGUCUUCCCUCCACCAUUGCAGAAUGUGCAUCAUGAAUCCUUCAGCAGCAAGGAAGUGCGUGUGGAGUACGGACAACCGAUUGUGCGGCUGGCCGCUCAAUUACCAAAACCAGCACAACAGAAUACGCGUUCGCCCUCACCCAAGCCCUCGGCCGAGGGUGUGGCCAUGUCCAAGCUUUGGACUCCCAGUGGUGUCAGUGGCUAUGAAAGCUGCACCACCACCAGCGAUGUUGAACACCAUAAGAGUGAAAGCGAGUCAAAGCAAGAGUCCAGCAAGACCAUAACAUCAACAAGUAUUACCAAAUUGCCAACGCCGACACCCACCAAGGAAUUAAACGCCCCAUUUCUGGUGCAGCAGGUGGCAAAAACAAUGGCGCCGGUCACCCGUGUGGUGAACAUUGAGCUGGAGCCGGGCACUCCGCCCGAAAUUUGCUACACACCGAAGCCCGAAGUGCGUCGUCAUUCGCUGGUGGAGAGCAUGGAGCAAAAACUCGAGCAGAAUCUCAUUCAGGGACCAAGUAAAGUGCUGCCGCAUUCGGUGCCCACAUUGACGCCGGUAACAGCACCGAAACUUAACACCAGCACCACCUACAGACCACCACCGCCUGUCCUGCCCAGCAAACUGGGUCGUGGCGAUUACUAUGAGAGCGACUAUGAAAGCGAUCGUUACAAGUAUAGCGGUAGCGAGUCGGAUGAUGCCGGCCAGCGGAAACAGCAAGCCGCCACAGAGGUGUUCAAGUCCAGUGGCUAUGCGGCCGACACGGAGGAGCAUUCGAGUUAUCGCAAAUCCGAGUCCAGCUUUUAUGAGAGCAAGUCAUCAUCUCAGCCACAGCCACAGGCACAGCCACAACCACCUCUUAAGCCCCUCUUGCCUGAGCCACCGGCACAGCUUUACUUUACGCAGCCACCACCACCACCACAACAACAACAACAAUCUUCCUAUAGUCAGGAGGCGAAGGACUAUAAAUACACCUCGAGCAGCAUGACCAGCAAUAUUUCGCACAAUAUUCAGAGCAGCAGUCAUCAUGAGACCAAAUAUCAGUCGACGGCCACGCCCUCAGCAGCUGUAGCGCCCAGUCCAGUGCCGGCGCAACGCAAAACGCCCGCCGCCGAAUUCAGUGACUAUAGCAGCGAGGUGGACGAGCGUUUCCGUUCCGUAUCGCGAGCUAAUGAAUCAGAUACUGAUAUCAAGGGUUAUCGUGUGGUAUUCCCACCCACGCCAACACCGCGCACCAACGUAGCUAAUGGCCACAAAUCGCCAGUGGUUGUAGUUACGCCAUCACCUAUGGAGUUUGAGCCUACGCCGCCCGAGCCAAUGGGAUUCGCACGUCCCAAGUUCGAACCGAUUGGCAAGGAGAUACGCCAUGAGAUUAAGACGGAGAGCAGCAGCAGCCGGCAGGAGCAGAGCAAACAAUUCAAGACAAUGCAUCAGCAACAGCAACAACAGCCAGUCUACAAACCGAAACCUGUGGCGGCCAAAUUCAUAGCGGCUACACAGCAGCAGCAACAACAACAGCCACAGCCUGGCACUCGUCCGACCAUGUAUUAUAAUGCGGUUGCAGGAGUACCUCUCCACACGGCCAAGGUGGCCACCGAAACGAAGAAUGUCAUGCAGAUGAAGGAGUCCACAGAGACAUCACAACGUGUAGUCAACAUGCAACAGACCAAGCGGGUCAUACAUUUUGACAAUCAGCAGCACGAGGAGCACAGCAACAGCUAUCAGCUACAGAAUCUGGAGCCCUUCUCCUACAGUCCGGGUCACAGUCGCACUCCGUCACGCCAGUCUCACUUGCCACCGCCCACAACGCCCACAAAAUUCAUACCCGGCGAGUUCCGUGAGAGCGACUACGAAAGCGAGGUCGAGGGUGCACGCAUUCAGCCCCUAUGGUCGCCCUAUGGCGAUGGUCUGACCAAGGGUUAUCGUCGCGUAGCGGCUCCACAACCGGGACGUUCAUGUAGUCUACCUCGCACCUAUGAGCGCGUGCUCUCGCCCAUGGAGUUCGAUCAUGGUCCCGAAAUGCCCAGCAAAAUUCACGUAGAUGUGAAUACGUUGCGCAAGGAACAGCGUGGGGGCAGCACAGUGACCACACAGAGUCGCACACAGUCUCUGAAUCGGAACAGCACCAUGAGGCAACAACACUACAGCAGUCUGCAGGAGUCCACCGAUCAGACGGACACACAGAUACGGGGAGGCACGCUCCCACGAUACGGUUACAGUCACUUGCAACAGCAAGCCGAGGGUCAGGCCAAGCGUCUGGGGUCGACUUUCCUGCAGAAAUCGCAUCAAUUCAUCGAUGACAUCAGUCGGGAUGUACACAGCCGGGGCAGCAAUGUUGCCACAAAUGGUCAGCGACCCGGGUUCAGGCGAGCACCCAGCGAGGGUAGCAACCAGCCACAGGCCUACAGAGACGAAUCUCGCGUCUCCCAAUAUGGCACAAAAUGCGUCGAUCCCAAUACCGGUUUAAUCUAUUUCAAAUAUGACUUUGGCUACGAAUUUGGCAUACUCUUUCCGGGUGAGGGUCACAAGUUCGUGAGCAGUCAAUGGAACAGCAAAGCUGGCAGCGGCCCCUCUGGCCUUGUAACCAAUGGCCGUCAUUCGCCCUAUCCCCUCAAACUGGGCGGAGCAGGCAAUGAGUUGAUCAUACCAGUCCAGCAUGAACGUACUGGUGUCCGGUCGAUGCCUCCGCCAAGGGCCACCACAGCCAGCAGCGGCUACAGCUCCGACAAUGAGGCGCAACGCCGCACCUACGGCACGUUGCCCAGUCGCCUAAAUCCGGCGACAACGCGCUACAACAAACGCUACAGCCUGCCCACCACACACAGUCUUGACAUCCAUCUGGAUCGUCUGCAUGCGCAGGCACCCCGACUGCCCGAUCAGCUGGUGCGCACAGUGCCGGAGUUGCCCAACACGGAGCCAGUCAAUGCGCAUUUGAACCGCGAUGAGCAAGCACAAAAGCCGCCAUUAUUUAUAACGCCAUUGAAGGAUAUUGCUGUGGGCGUGGGCGGGACCGCCCGUUUCGAGUGCAUUGUCCAGGCAUAUCCGCAGCCGCAGGUCAAUUGGACGCACAACGGUGGGCACUUGGAGCACGGAAACCGGCAUGUCAUUGAGUAUCGUAACGGUGUGUGCCGCUUGACGUUACCCCAGGCCUAUCCUGACGACUCCGGCACUUAUGUGUGCUCGGCCAUGAAUGGACUUGGGGCGGCCAGCACCAGCGGAAAUUUGAACGUUUCGAGCACGAAUCGUGGAUUUAGAUAUUAAGAUAAUAAUAAAUAAUUAUGCUAUUUAUUUAUUACGUAUUUAUGAUGAUCACUUAUUCAAGCCAAAGUUCAGCUUUUGUGUGUGUCUAAUUGUGUUGCUAUCUUUAUUUUUCUUUGAUUUUGGUUUUGAUUUUGUGUUAUUGUUGCUAAUCAAGUGUGAACAUACAUCAAAACUACAUACUACAUGCAUAUGGAAAAAAAGAAAAUAUAGUAUUAAAAGUGUUUUUGUCGAAAAUUGCAAUAAAUCACAUGAAAACGA